This is a messenger RNA of Aspergillus calidoustus, 582 nucleotides long. NCBI's taxonomy places the organism in Eukaryota, Fungi, Ascomycota, Eurotiomycetes, Eurotiales, Aspergillaceae. The record is from the annotation of a GenBank genome assembly.
AUGGCUGAGAUCCGCCGCAAGCUUGUCAUCGUUGGCGAUGGUGCCUGCGGUAAGACUUGUCUGUUGAUUGUGUUCUCCAAGGGCACUUUCCCUGAGGUCUACGUUCCCACCGUCUUUGAGAACUACGUUGCCGAUGUUGAGGUUGAUGGCAAGCACGUUGAGCUUGCUCUUUGGGAUACGGCUGGUCAGGAAGAUUACGACCGUCUCCGCCCUCUCUCCUACCCCGACUCCCAUGUCAUCCUGAUUUGCUUCGCUGUCGACUCACCGGACUCGCUCGACAACGUUCAGGAGAAGUGGAUCUCUGAAGUUCUUCACUUCUGCCAAGGUCUCCCUAUCAUCCUCGUCGGAUGCAAGAAGGAUCUCCGUCAUGACCCCAAGACAAUCGAGGAGCUCACCAAGACCUCUCAAAAGCCCGUUACCCCCGAGCAGGGUGAGGAAGUUCGCAAGAAGAUCGGUGCCUACAAGUACCUCGAGUGCUCUGCGCGAACCAACGAGGGUGUUCGCGAGGUCUUCGAGGCUGCCACCCGCGCUGCCCUCCUGACCAAGACCCACAAGAGCAAGAAGAAGUGCCGCAUUCUGUAA